AUGCCUGCAGAGCACCAGAGGGAGAAUGAGCCCCAGAAAAGACAUGCUGCUGCUCGUACUCUCGUGGUGCAUCUUUGCCUCACCGUCAGCGGUGCUACCUUGCAGGCAGUGCUAACGGAUUACGGCGUAGGCAGAAUCCACAUCCAGCAAUGUCAGGACUGGCAAAUACUUUGGGCAGGUGGAAAAGCACGCAGCGAUUCUGCGGGCCAGGGGAACAGGAAUAGCGCAGCGAGAAACUCGGAAUUAGUGGCGGUGGGUGCUACUGAACAUGCUACAAGUAUGUACAGCACAGGGACGAGGCAUGGGACAAGGAGGAUGAGGGUUCGGAAGGGGAUCCAGCGGUGCCUGUCUGCAGUAGCAGGCACCAACCAUAGCGUUACUUCGCGCCGUAUAUGCUCCGCGCCGCCGCAUGGAGUCUGCAUGUAUACGGGACGGUGGGAGAUGCCAACUGACGCAGCUCCACUGCGCAAUGCCGCUGCUCUGUAUUUUUAG
Molecule: messenger RNA, 492 nt
Organism: Trichoderma asperellum CBS 433.97
Lineage: Eukaryota; Fungi; Ascomycota; Sordariomycetes; Hypocreales; Hypocreaceae
Source: RefSeq, a predicted model, not a curated record